UCAAAUCAAAAUCACGUCGCUUUCUCUUGCAACACUGCAUGUUCAGAGCUCGUGGGCAUGUCUGCUGCAAGAUUGUUCAGAUAGCUGCUCUUGAACCGACUUCUUCUCUUUCUCUUCAACUAUAAAUCCACCAGCUUAGCACCAACACUUCAUCAGCCCUUCAGCAAGCUAGGCACUACAUCUAGUAGCUGAGCACCCACCCGAUACAAGCUGAAGUUCUCUCUCUGAACCUUUCUCCAAAGAAAAAUAAAAGCAGGAGAAGCAACCAUGGUCAGUGCCAAGAGACUUGUUCAAAUGGCGAAGAAGUGGCAGAGAAUGGCGGCCAUCGCGAGGAAAAGGAUCAUGCCGCCGGCGAAAGGAACCGAAGGGUCUUCGUGCAGCACGUCGUCGGUGGCUAGCAAGGGCCACUGCGUGGUGUACUCGGCUGAUGGCCGGCGGUUCGAGGUCCCGCUGGCGUACCUCGGCACAGCGAUCUUCGGCGAGCUCCUGAGCCUUUCGCAGGAGGAGUUCGGGUUCGCCGGCGAUGACGGCAGGAUCAUGCUUCCCUGCGACGCUGCCGUGAUGGAGUACGUGAUGUGUUUGCUCGGAAGAGACGCAUCAGAAGAGGUCCCGAGGGCGUUCCUGAGCUCUAUGGCGAGGCCUCGCCAUUGUGGAAAUGGCUUGGUGCAAUCCAUGGGUGUUAGCCAGCAAGUUGCUGUCUCUACCUUCUGAAGAUUAGCACUUAGAUUGUUUUCUUUUUCUUGCACGAUAUAUGUAAAUAGUUACAUGUGGGAGAUUGGAAAUGAAACUAGAUAUGAUUGUUCAAAAAGAAAUGGAAGAGAGAUAUACACAGCCCGUUUUUGGUGUAA
Panicum virgatum (switchgrass) is the source of this 848-nucleotide messenger RNA. Its product is annotated as auxin-responsive protein SAUR36-like. Gene Ontology annotation, biological process: response to auxin. The record is from RefSeq and is a predicted model, not a curated record. The transcript has a single exon. The coding region runs from base 268 to 711 and encodes 147 amino acids. NCBI's taxonomy places the organism in Eukaryota, Viridiplantae, Streptophyta, Magnoliopsida, Poales, Poaceae.